Scomber scombrus (Atlantic mackerel) is the source of this 879-nucleotide messenger RNA. It is a transcript of the gene c2h22orf23, whose product is annotated as chromosome 2 C22orf23 homolog. The record is from RefSeq and is a predicted model, not a curated record. Lineage: Eukaryota; Metazoa; Chordata; Actinopteri; Scombriformes; Scombridae. The coding region runs from base 70 to 759 and encodes 229 amino acids. The transcript is spliced from 6 exons.
GCAGUUAGUUGAAGGCUGGGUUGUGAUGCACUGGGAGUGUGUUAUUGUAUCUCUGUGUGUCUCUGGCAGAUGGAGCCCUCCUCACAGAGCCGAGUCACCGGGGGACUGUGGAACAACCCCAGACCCCCACAGUACAGCAAAGAGACCCAGGAUAUGAUGAAAAUAAUGAUGCAGGAAUCAAAGCUCACCAACCUCCAUAGAAAACAGAUCAACGAAUGCCUGAAGAAUGGAACAGCUUUGCCACCACCCUCUGACCCCACACAGUCAGCUUCUCCACCUCAGCCUAAAACCAGGAAAUCUCUCCAGAAGUGCCUGCCAAACAAGCCUCUGAGGCGCAGUGCUGACUCAUGUCGAUCUGGGAACAACUACGUCAGAGAAAAGUUCCGCCCCGGUCCCAUACGAGACUUAGAAAAAGAGAAAAGAAGGCUGCAAAAUAUCCUGGCAACGGGACAAGAAGAGCCCACAGCUGCAUCCUGCCAAAAUGAUACAGCUGAAGUGAUAGUGGAGAGAGACAAGUAUCAGGAAGUACUGGAUGAGAUAGCUGAAAGAAGACAGUUUCUGGAAGACAUGGCCUCUCUGGGACAGGAAAAGCAGUACAUCCAGAUCAUCAACACUGAGAUAUCACAGAAAAUCAGAGAGCUGGAGGUGCUGGAUAAGACCCGCAGUCGCCAGAAAGAAGCGGUGACAUCUGAGAGGAGAGCAGAAAGAACAGAGCAGAUAACAGAAAAAAAGAAACAGAAAGAGACUGACUGCUGCUGACUGGACAUGUUUCUGUCACCUCCUUUGAACUCUUCACUUGUAGGUGCAGGAAAGGCACCUUUACACCUACCAGCGUCUAGCUAAAACACACUGAAACUCUGCACUGGAUGAGUCGGGUGU